Molecule: messenger RNA, 347 nt
Organism: Anopheles bellator
Lineage: Eukaryota; Metazoa; Arthropoda; Insecta; Diptera; Culicidae
Exons: 3
Coding region: 15-347 (110 amino acids)
Source: RefSeq, a predicted model, not a curated record
UAGAGGAGCACACAAUGGCUCUGGAAACAGAAAACGUUCCCUCGAACGAAAGCAGUGUUACCGAAACGGUCGGCACUUCCGAAGACAUCGUCGCAACGGCGGCUUCUGCGGCGGAUUCCGGUGUGAAGAAAAAAGGAAAUGGCAAAACCAAAAAGCAACAGAAUGGCAAAGCCAAAUCACCCCCAGUGACGGCGAACGGGCACCUGGAGAAUGGAAUCAAUGGUCAUAACGGUAGCGGAACGGAGGAACCGGCGGAGACGGCCAGCGGAUCGACAGUGGAUACUGUUGCGGGUGAUAGUGAAACGGCAGCCAAUGGGGAAAGCGGCAAUCCUGUCGCCGGGCGUUGA